AUGGUGGCUUGGGGUAGGCUCCAAAGUAUUUUUCAAGACAACAAAUCUUCCCGGGCCGUUACUCUUGAGCAAGAGUUCUCUAAUACUCUCAUGGAAGAUUUUCCUAAUGCAUCGGCAUAUUGUCAACGUCUAAAGAUGUUGGCGGAUCAACUUAAAAAUGUCGGCGCUCCUGUUUCUAACAAUCGUCUUGUGUUGCAAAUGGUUGCCGGUCUUACCGAGUCUUACAAUGUUGUUGGUACUCUUCUUCGCCAAAGUGACCCUCUCCCACCUUUUUAUCAAACCCGCUCUAUGUUGGUUUUAAAGGACGCCGGUUUUUCCAGAAAGGCAUCCACCAGGGCUGCCUCCUUGGCAAUGGUGGCACAUGACAUCACUUCUAUAGACUCUUCUACUUCUUACCGUGGGUCCGAUGGGGGGAAAAAGGGUCAUUCUCGCCAAAAUAAUGGCAAAAGUCGGACUUGUAGACAUAAAGGUGGCUCCAGCAAUGGAGCCAAGUCUGGCUGGAAUUUUUCUGCCAGCGGUAAGGGUGGCCAGCAGCGGCCACCGGCGGUCUACCCACAGCAGCAGUAG
Messenger RNA from Beta vulgaris subsp. vulgaris (sugar beet), 567 nucleotides. RefSeq lists its product as uncharacterized. The transcript has a single exon. The record is from RefSeq and is a predicted model, not a curated record. Lineage: Eukaryota; Viridiplantae; Streptophyta; Magnoliopsida; Caryophyllales; Amaranthaceae. The coding region runs from base 1 to 567 and encodes 188 amino acids.